This is a messenger RNA of Danio rerio (zebrafish), 1194 nucleotides long. NCBI's taxonomy places the organism in Eukaryota, Metazoa, Chordata, Actinopteri, Cypriniformes, Danionidae. The record is from RefSeq and is a predicted model, not a curated record.
UACAGAAUGUGUGGUGAGGCGCACAUGUUAUUUCAUUCAGCGGCUCAUGCAAGAUGGAUCUGCAAGUCUCAGUUUUACUUCUUUUUGUCACUUUUACUUCAGGACACUCUCUCAGCUGUUACCAGUGUGACGAUCUGAUGGGUUUAUGUAGAUUUCAAACAGAAAGAACAUGUCCCAGUGGAUUGUCCAAGUGUGAAAGUGUAACAGUGGUAAGACAACUUGGCACCACAAGUUUUACAGUAAAGGCUAAAGCUUGUUCUGCUGAUUGUGCAAGUGGGACCAUGAACUUUGGCAUUUCACAGAUGUCUUCUACAUGCUGUAACAGUGACCAGUGCAACAAAAAAGAUGCUCCAGUUCCUAGCACUGGCACUCCUAAUGGAAAGAUGUGUUACUACUGUGAUGAGAACAACUGCUUCAAUGCUCUGAGCUACUCAGGGAGAGAAGAUCACUGCAUUACAGCAACAGGGACUUUUGCAGGCGAGUCAGUGAUUGUAAAAGGAUGUGCCUCGAAAUCUAUCUGUGAUGGCAAAAAAAUGGGUGCAUUUAAGAACUUCUCCUGUUGUUCAGGGAAUCUGUGUAACGGAGCUAAAAGUGUCACUCAGAGCUUCCUGUUUCUCUGUUUUCCUCUGAUCGCCUUCAUCUUGAUGCUCUGAAUAUUGGAUUCAGUUUCUACAGUCUGACAUGUUUUAUACACAACAGUAUAGCUUGCAUUCUCUUUGGAGCACUUACUGUAUGUGAUGUUUUUGCUGUGAUGGUCUGAUGUAACAUGUUGUAUAAUGACUCCAGUAAUGAAUUGAAGACUAUUAGUUUAAUAUGGAAUGACUAUUCAGCAUUCACAAGUUUAGUUUUUACUUUAAUUUUGACUGACCUGACAUAAGCAGAUGAUAAUGUUAUAAACAGCAGAGAGUUGUAUGAAAACAAUUGACGCAUGUCUAAAAGCAUUUACAAUUUGUUGGAAGGAAUGAGAAACUGCUACUAUGAUGUGCGCAAAUGACUAAUUGUUUUGAGAAAUGCAUGAACUGUUGUGCAAAUGUAAAGAGUGUUGUGAGAAAUGCACCAAAGCGACUGAGGAAAACUGUAAGAAAUAUUUAUCUCAGCUCAAGCAUCUGAUAAUACCGUAUACUGUGCUUUAUAAAAUUCAAGAACACACAAAAUAUCUACUUUAUAAGCAAUAAUAAACAGCUACCGACCUAA